AUGGUUUGUUUUUCUACUUAGUUAGAUAUAAACAUUCGUAAGGAGUACAUGUGCACAGCGGAUUAACAUUAAUUAUAAUUUUUAUUGUUGUUUGUUUAAUUAAUAACAAUAAUAGGUGUAGUGCGUAGUGCGCGAGGCCAAUCCAGAUAUCGUAAUUGCUACGACGAGCAUUCGUAACCGCGAGAGAAUAAUCUAGCUAGGACGCGGGGCCGCCGAGCAGUUGUAAUACACAGUCUAGAAGGAAGACUCACAAACGAGUCGCGCGAGACCGCUGAUCCGGCUUAAACGUCACACGUCCAGAUCUUGCGGCACAACACCAGCAACCUAGUUCCGCGGAAGCUGUGUCGAAUCAGCUGAUUGAUCUUAGUGAAUAGUGAUCUUUCGUGGGUUAUUUUUCCGAAGAAGAGGACGCCGCCGUUCGGACUCCGAUUUGCAAACUUGGAUACACUACUUCUUGUGAGUGCUCUAAACUGGAGUGAUACGCCAGUCAGUCAGCCAAACCCUAAUCCCGAUGACAAGAUAAGAGUAACAACUGUCCCAGUGUGUUAUUGAUUAACCAAUUCCAGUGCGGGUGGAUAUUGAUGACAAUUUUCUUCCGAUCGAUCUCGAUAGUGCUUUUGAGCAAGUGCUGCAAACGCUCAUCAUAAUUGUAACCAACAGCAACGAUUACAACAACGGCCAGUGAUCUCUUUAAGUUCUAGCGAAACAGUGAGUGGUGGUCACGAUCAGUGUUUUGUUUAAGUGGUCCAUUGCGAAGAUUCGAUAGCGAAUCACCAAAGUGAGAGUUAGCUAGCGGUUUGUGCGAGCAAAAGUUACGGAGCAAAUCUGUGGUCAUCCGAGAGUUCAUCAUUAGCAGCGACCAUUUUUCCCUUCGGAGAGCUGCUUCCAUCGAGCGGGAGCCCUGGUAACCCUACAGCUCACCUUGGCACCAACAGCGGCAGCGGUAGCGGUCACCAGCAUCACCAUCACUCGCUACAGGCGGUAACGACCCCACCACCCGUAGUCAGCAGCGCCACCACCGAUCACCACCCCUUUCACCAACACCAGCAAAAAAUUAGCACCGUGGCGCUGCACUCGACGGAAGCCCUGAUGGCGGGCUUUCUCAAGUCUACGGACCUGGGACCGCACGGGCCUCACGGGUACGGUGGGUCGCAUCAUCCGCACCACGGCCAUCCGCAUGGACCGCUGCCGCCCGGAAUGCCCAUGACAUCGCUGGCCCCUUUCGGUUUGCCUCACGGGCUCGAUGCCGUAGGGUUCCCGCAAGGUAUGUGGGGUGUGAAUCCACGAAAGCAACGACGAGAGCGGACAACCUUCACCCGUGCCCAGCUGGACGUUCUGGAAUCUCUGUUCGGCAAAACGCGGUACCCGGACAUUUUUAUGCGAGAGGAGGUGGCAAUGAAGAUCAAUUUGCCCGAAUCACGAGUACAGGUUUGGUUCAAAAACCGACGCGCCAAAUGCCGUCAACAGCUUCAGCACCAGACCUCCUCGAACCUGAACAGUAGCAAAUCGUCCAGCGGCACGUCCAGCUCAUCGACGCGGCCUUCCGGAACAUCUUCGUCGUCAUCGUCGAACAACAACAGUGGCAGUGCAACAUCCGCCAGUAGCAAUAAAUCGUCGUCGAUAUCGAACGCCAACAACAAACCGACGAUCAAGCAUACGCCCCUGAACAACCACAACAGUGGAAACCCUGGUCCGAACAGUGGUCCCGGAGCCGGCUCCAGCAGUAGCAAUACUGGAAAUAGUGCAAACAAUACCAGCAGUCACAACAGUGCCGCCCUAGGGCUGACGCACAGCAAUGCCUCACCGAUCCUUCCAAUCACGCCGUCAACCUCGGUGAGUCCACCCAUCAACGUGAUCUGCAAAAAGGAGCAACCGUCCUUCCACCACAGUGUCGGUAACGACGCGAUGAAAGCCUCUUCGGGCUAUGAUCUGCUCAAGGAUCCAGAACUAAGCCUUUCCCAUCACGCGCCGGCCUACGUCAACUCCCGGUUAGGACAAUCGCUUGGUGCUGGUGGAGCCGGAGUGUCAAACGGACCCUCGGCCGGAAAUCUAACACCUCUGGGCUCCAACUCGUCCAUCAUGACCACACCGUCACCGCCAAUCACUCCGCAAACCUCACACAACCCGCUGUCGUACGUGCCAAACCACGAAACGUACAACUUCUGGCACAACCAGUACCCGCAAUACUCAAACAACUACAACAAUUACUACAAUCAGAUGGACUAUUUCCAAAACCAGAACCAGAAUAACUACAGCAUGGGCCAUUCAGGCUACACGACAUCCGCCAACUUCGGCCUUGCCUCAACGUCUGCCCUGACCGGUCCCAUGGGUGGUCAAACGUUUAGUCCCAACGGCCUCGACUACAUGAACCCACAGGACAAGUAUGUCAAUGGCAUGGUGUAAACCUUGGGGUGUCCCCAAAUCAUAUCACACACACAUUCACACGACAUCGAUAACAACGAUCCGAAUAGGUGAAAAGGAACGUCCCUUGUGUUUGUACAAAUGUCAGGUUAUAAAACUCUAGGUUUUCUUUUGUGAUCUACGUCCUCUCUAAUCAUAUCGGAAACCAACACAACCAAGCGUUUUGUUCACUGUUUUGUUUUUAUUUUUCUCUUUGAAGAAAAACUUUAAUUUAUUCGUAGGCUGCCAUAGGGAAAAAACAUGAGAAACGUUUGUCGUUUCAAAUCUUUUUAAACAAUUAAUUAAGUGUAUAGAAGAAAAAAUUACAAAAAAAAUCAAUCAAAAUUGAGCAAGAAUCGAUAUCACACUGUUCAUAUCAGUAUUUUUUGAUAGGAUCAAAAAGAAACAUUCAAGUAUUAAAGAGUCAGAUCGCCUGGAAACUUCAUUCCAUGCAGUGAAAAAAGGAACAAAAUUAAUAUAUAACGGCCGUUGAUGAACCACACGUCUUUGUAGAUCCCUAUUCUCUAAUUAAGUGAUCCGGCGUGUGGUUCAUAAGCAGCUCCAUACACUCUCGUGAAUGUGUACAAGCUAGUUAGGAAUGUUGAAUGCAGCGACAGAAUUUGUGCAAUUUUUCAUUCGAGUAAUCUGCAAAGUCAGCAACGGGAAUGAUUCACCACUGAUGAUAGUUCCGAAAUUGAUUUCCCCUUGCCCCCAGAACGUAAGAGAAACCUUAACAAUACUCAUUAUGCAAAACAUGUUCGAUCUUUUGUUUUAAAAACGCCUGAUUACCAACCCAAAACCCAAACGUUAAUGGUGAAAUGUAUUAAGUUUACCGUAACCACACUCUCCAGGGAGAACUACGUUUUUCCCACCCUCAACAAUCGAUUCACACCUGUUUUUUUCCUGCCCACCCCUCAAUCCCCAUCAAGAAGUGAAAUGAGCAAGCGUAAUACCGCGAUAAGAUAAGGUAUACAAAUAAGAUUAAAACAACAACAAACACAUUAAUCGAACACUCGUCUGAAGAAAGAACAUUAAAGCAUAAUAUACAUAGUUGUAUUCGGAUCGCUGAUGAUUUAGAGAUAAUUGUAAAAAAAAAACCUAAAUGCAAGUGCAGCUCUGAUCCGAUCGAGGCAAUAAGCACUGAAACAAAAAAAAAACAAGCGCUGAAAACACAGCCAAGGAGAUUAGCAAAGUGAACAAAAAAAAAACACAAUCGUUGCAUGGAGAAAAGUUUGAAACAAAAGAUUUAAAAUUAACAAAAAGAAGAAUAAAACGAGAUGACAAACUAGAUUCAAUCACUGUGGUUAAGCAACUCGUGAAAAUAUUACGAAACAAGAUGAACAAAAAAAAACUAUUGAUCUAUUGAAAUGGAUGAACAGAGCAAACAAAUCUCCAAACUGUACAUAGUAAAUCGAAAUAUUAUAUAAUUAUAUUAUCUCAAAAAAUAAAUGAAAAUCAUAUGAAAAUAUUAA
Uranotaenia lowii is the source of this 3872-nucleotide messenger RNA. RefSeq names its product homeotic protein ocelliless (gene oc). Gene Ontology annotation, molecular function: DNA-binding transcription factor activity, RNA polymerase II-specific; RNA polymerase II cis-regulatory region sequence-specific DNA binding. Gene Ontology annotation, biological process: regulation of transcription by RNA polymerase II. NCBI's taxonomy places the organism in Eukaryota, Metazoa, Arthropoda, Insecta, Diptera, Culicidae. Bases 1090 to 2403 code for a protein of 437 amino acids. The record is from RefSeq and is a predicted model, not a curated record. The transcript has 4 exons. Gene Ontology annotation, cellular component: nucleus.